This is a messenger RNA of Phyllostomus discolor (pale spear-nosed bat), 12592 nucleotides long. It is a transcript of the gene AKAP9, whose product is annotated as A-kinase anchoring protein 9. Gene Ontology annotation, cellular component: centrosome; synaptic membrane; Golgi stack. Lineage: Eukaryota; Metazoa; Chordata; Mammalia; Chiroptera; Phyllostomidae. The coding region runs from base 232 to 12087 and encodes 3951 amino acids. Gene Ontology annotation, molecular function: molecular adaptor activity; DNA binding; potassium channel regulator activity. Gene Ontology annotation, biological process: positive regulation of peptidyl-serine phosphorylation; maintenance of centrosome location; signal transduction. The record is from RefSeq and is a predicted model, not a curated record. The transcript is spliced from 52 exons.
GCCGUGUGUUUACGUGGAGACGAAGAUGGCGGCGGCGGUGACGGCGUUGCCCGUGCGGCCGAGGACGGUCAGCUACUGAACUCGGAGACUGGUUCCACUCCGGGAGUGGGGUGCGCCGGCCCGCCCUGCUUCCUGGGCGGCGGAGCUUAGGGUCCCACCUCCCUCUCAACCGACUUCUUUUUCCUACCCCGACCCUCCCUCUGUCUUCCCCCAGCCUUCUCCGCAGAGGCCAUGGAGGACGAGGAGAGACAGAAGAAGCUGGAGUUUGGCAAAGCAAAGCUUGCCCAGUUUCGACAAAGGAAAGCUCAGUGUGAUGGGCAGAAUCCCUCUAAGAAGAAAAAAAAGAAGAAUACUUCAAGCAGUAAACAUGAUGUGUCAGCAUACCAUUCUUUGAAUAUUGAGCAAUCACACAGUGAUGAUAUGUGCAUGAAUAGUUCUCAGGGAGUAGGAUCAGUUGUGACUCCUGAAUCCACAAUAAUGAGAACUCUACACAGUGGAGAAAUAAUCAAACAUGACCAGGUCUUCUCUGCUGAACCGGAAAGUGAAAUUUCAACCACAGCCGAUGAUUAUAGUUCAGAGGUAAAUGGUUGCAGUUUUGUGGUGAAAACAGGAAAGCCUACAAAUUUAUUAAGGGAAGAAGAAUUUGGUGUUGAUGAUUCUUAUUCUGAACAUGGAGCACACUACAGCCAAACCCACCUAGAGAUGUUGGAAAAUGAAUUGGUUGGGAAACAGCAUGAAAUUGAAGAGCUAAACAGAGAGCUGGAAGAAUUAAGGGCCACCUGUGGGACUGAAGGACUGCAGCAAUUACAAGAAUUUGAAGCUGCGAUUAAACAAAGAGAUGGCAUCAUAACCCAGCUUACUGCAAAUUUACAACAAGCAAGAAGAGAGAAGGAUGAGACAAUGAGAGAAUUUUUAGAGUUGACAGAACAAAGUCAAAAUUUGCAGAUUCAAUUUCAGCAUUUACAGGCUAGUGAAACUCUGAGGAACAGCACUCAUAGUAGCACAGCUGCAGAUUUACUACAAGCCAAACAACAGAUUCUCACUCAUCAGCAACAGCUGGAAGCGCAGGACCAUCUAUUAGAAGAUUAUCAGAAAAAGAAAGAAGACUUCAAAAACCAAAUCAGUUUUUUGCAGGAGAAAAUUAAAUCAUGUGAAAUGGAACAAAAUAGACGAGUGGAAAGCUCAAAUAAAGAAAUACAAGAAAAGGAUGCAAUCAUCAAAGAAUUAAAUGCAAAAAUAAUUGAAGAAGAAAAAAAAACUCUUGAGCUAAAGGAUAAAGUCACAACUGCUGACAAAUUACUGGAAGAAUUACAAGAACAGAUUGUACAAAAGAACCAAGAGAUAAAAAACAUAAAUUUAGAGCUGACUAAUUCCAAGCAAAAAGAAAGACAGUGUUCUGAGGAAAUAAAACAAUUAAUGGGGACAGUUGAAGAACUUCAGAAGAAAAACCAUAAAGAUAACCAGUUUGAAACUGAUGUCCUGCAAAGAAUGGAACAAGAAACACAAAGAAAGUUAGAACAACUCCGGGCAGAGCUGGAUGAGAUGUAUGGGCAGCAGAUAGUGCAGAUGAAACAAGAGCUAAUAAAACAGCACAUGUUACAGAUGGAUGAACUUAAAACACAACAUAGGGGAGAAAUGGAUAAUGCUUUAAGAUCAUAUCCAAAUAUUACAGUUAAUGAAGAUCAAGUAAAGUUAAUGAAUAUGGCAAUAAAUGAACUGAAUAUAAAAUUGCAAGAUACUAACUCCCAAAAGGAAAAACUAAAGGAAGAACUUGAAAUAAUUUCAGGAGAAAAGUCUGCUCUACAAAGACAGCUUGAAGACCUUUUUGAAGAAUUGAGCUUUUCAAGGGACCAGAUUCAGAGAGCUAGACAGACGAUAGCUGAGCAAGAAAGUAAACUCAAUGAAGCACAUAAGUCCCUUAGUACAGUGGAGGAUUUGAAAGCUGAGAUUGUAUCUGCAUCUGAGUCCAGGAAGGAACUAGAAUUAAAACAUGAAGCAGAAGUUACAAAUUAUAAGAUAAAACUUGAAAUGUUAGAAAGAGAAAAGAAUGCUGUGUUAGACAGAAUGGCCGAAUCACAAGAAGCUGAAUUAGAGAGACUGAGAACACAGCUUCUGUUUAGUCAUGAAGAAGAACUUUCCAAACUAAAGGAAGAUUUAGAAAUUGAACAUCGAAUAAAUAUUGAAAAACUUAAAGAUAACUUAGGCAUUCACUAUAAACAGCAGAUAGAUGGCUUACAGAAUGAAAUGAGUCAAAAGCUAGAAACCAUGCAGUUUGAGAAAGACAAUUUGAUAACAAGGCAGAAUCAGUUAAUUUUGGAAAUUUCAAAGCUAAAAGAUAUACAGCAGUCCCUUGUGAAUUCAAGAUCAGAAGAAAUGACACUUCAAAUCAAUGAGCUUCAGAAAGAAAUAGAAAUACUCAGACAGGAAGAAAAGGAAAAGGGUACACUUGAACAAGAAGUUCAAGAAUUACAACUUAAAACUGAAUUACUGGAGAAACAAAUGAAGGAAAAAGAAGAUAACCUUCAAGAAAAAUUUGUACAACUUGAAGCAGAGAAUAGUAUUCUUAAAGAUGAAAAAAAAGCCCUUGAAGGCAUGUUGAAAAUAUGUACCCCUGUUAACCAAGAAGAAAAAUUACUUUUCAUGGACUCUGUUAAAUCCAAAUCCAAAGAUGGUAGCUGGCAAAAAGAAAUAGAAAUGCUUACAGAGGAAAAUGAGGACCUCAAAAAACAAUGUAUUCAACUAACUGAAGAGAUUGAGAAGCAAAGGAACACUUUUUCAUUUGCUGAAAGAAAUUUUGAAGUUAACUAUCAAGAGUUACAAGAGGAUUAUGCUUGCCUUCUCAAGGCAAAAAACGAUUUAGAAGACAGUAAAAAUAAACAAGAGGUGGAGUAUGAAAGCAAGCUUAAAGCACUUAGUGAAGAGCUUCAUCAUUUGCAAAAAAUAAACCCAACUACAGCAAAAAUGAAAAGUUCUAUCUCUGAUGGUGACAAAACUUUUAUAGCAGAACCAUUGGAAAUAGGUGAGGUUGUUGAGAAAGAUACAACAGAACUUAUGGAAAAACUUGAGGUAACCAAGCGGGAAAAAUUAGAACUGUCAGAGAGACUGUCUGAUCUUUCUGAACAACUAAAACAGAAACAUGGGGAAGUUCAUUUUCUAAGUGAAGAAGUUAAAUCUUUAAAACAAGAGAAAGAGCAAGUUUUAUUGAGAUGUAAAGAGCUAGAAAUCAUCCUUAACCAAAAUAGGCCAGAAAAUAUGAGGGGAUGUGAUGUUCAGUUAAGUUCUUUAAAAGACAGAGUUGUGACUGUGACAAGCAGCGAUUCCGAAGGAUCAGUUUCAGCAAUAAAUAAAGAUUUUGGUGAAUCAAAAAUAAUGGAGAAUGAGAAAAUACCUUUUGAAAAUAUGAGUAUUAAAAAAGAAAGCAAGCAAGAACAAUUGUUUUUGGAUCACUUGCCAUCAGUGACAAGUGAAUUAUCACUUAGGAUAACUGAACCCAGUGAAAAUGAUAAACUCCAGCAGGAACUUAGUGUACUCAAAUCAGAGCAGAAUGAUUUAAGGCUACAGAUGGAAGCUCAACGUAUAUGCCUCUCUCUGGUUUAUUCAACUCAUGUGGAUCAGGUUUGUGAAUACAUGGAAAAUGAAAAAGAUAAAGCUCUUUGCAAUCUUAAAGAGGAACUUAUAUCUGCUCAAGAGGAAAAGAUCAAGGAACUUCAGAAAAUACACCAGUUAGAGCUACAGAAUAUAAAAACACAAGAAACAGAUGAUGAAACGAAGCCUUUGCAAGUGCUCAUUGGAGAACUUCACAAGGCAGUAUCUGAAGAAUGUUCUUACCUUACGCAGACUUUUUGCAGUGUCCGUGGUGAACAUACUCCUGCUUUAAAAUGCAAAUUAAAUGUAGAAGAGAGAGUGAGUUCUGGUGUUCAUACUUCUGAAAAUCAAGAAUUAGAACGGCAAGAAUGUAGAUACAAAGUUCAAGACUUUCAAGAAAAUAUGCAAACUCUUCUCAACAAAGUAACAGAAGAAUACAACAAACUUUUGGUACUUCAGACACCAUUAACUAAGGUUCAAGGACAGCAGAUAGAUCAUGAGAAACUUGAAUGUGCAGAGGAAAACCUACCAAAGGAGGAAGCAGAAUUUUUAUCAACCCAGUCUCAGAUGACUAAUUUGCAAGACAUUGAUGACUGUCAUAAAAGCAAGUUAUCUACUCUGCAAGAUAUUGAAAAAAUUAAACAACUUGAAGGACAAGUCCAAGAAUUAGAAAACCAAAUAUCCUCCUUGCAGCAACAAUGGAAAGAAACGGAAGAAAACUAUGGGGCAGAGAUCCACUGUUUGCAGAAAAGGCUUCAAGCCGUUAGUGAAUCCACAGUUCAACCAAGGUUCUUCACUGAUUCAGGGGUAACUACUGAAUCUGAUGUACGGAAAACCAUGCACUAUGGAAAUUGUGUAAAACAGAACAUCGAUAGUACAAUAGAGUCUUCUGGUGGUGAAUUUGGAGUGGAACAGGAAACAAACAUGGUUAAGCUGCUGGAAAAACAGUACCAAGAACAAUUAGAAGAAGAAGUAGCUAAAGUCAUUGUGUCAAUGAGUGUAUUAUUUGCUCAACAAACUGAACUAUCUAGACUAUCUGGAGAAAAAGAAGAUACUAUAUCAUCAAAACAAGCACAUGCUCUCUGUCUACAAGAACAGCAACACUUAAAUGAAAGGAACUUACCCCAGGGUCCUGUUGGUUUUCAGACUUUCGAGACAACAGACAUGAAAUUUAAAGAAGAAUUUAAACCACUUAGUAAGGAGUUAGGAGAAGAUGGGAAAGAAGUCCUUUUACCAAACAGUGAUAAUCUUGAUAUACUCGAAUCAAAGGACCAUGAACUGACUAUUUCAGAAGAACUGUUCUCCAAAGAUAAAACAUUUGGAGCCAGAGAAUCUAUCCAUGAUGAGAUUUUGGUGUCAAGCAUGGAUGCUUCUAGGCAGUUAAUGUUAAAUGAAGAACAACUGGAAGAUAUGAGGCAGGAACUUGUACGCCAGUACCAAGAACAUCAGCAGGCAACAGAACUGUUAAGGCAGGCACACAUGCGCCAGAUGGAGAGACAACGAGAAGACCAGGAACAGCUACAAGAAGAGAUUACGAGACUAAAUAGACAAUUAGCCCAGAGAUCCUCAAUAGAUAAUGAAAACCUGGUUUCAGAGAGAGAGAGGGUGCUUUUAGAGGAGCUGGAAGCACUAAAGCAGCUGUCUCUAGCUGGAAGAGAGAAGCUGUGUUGUGAGCUGCACAACAGCAGUACGCAAACACAGGAUGAAGAUGAAAACCAAGGGGACGCUGAGGAACAGAUCUUUAAAGAAAAGGAAUUGGACAGAAAACUUGAAGAUGUGCCUCCUGAUGUUCUGUCUAAUGAAAGCUUGCAUGGAGGAAUUUGGCCCCUAAGAUUUUGGCUUCCCCAUUGGAUCAUCAGUAUGGAACACAGUCAGUAUGGAACUCAAACAAGAAAGACAGUGUAUGCACUCCAGAAAGCUAAUAACAGACUUCUGAAGAUCCUCUUAGAAGUUGUAAAGACAACAGCAGCUGUCGAAGAAACAAUUGGUCGCCAUGUCCUUGGUAUUCUAGAUAGAUCAAGUAAAGGCCAGUCAUCUGCCUGCUUGAUUUGGAGGUCAGAAGCAGAGGCACCUAUGAAGUCAUGUGUCCAUGAGGAACACACAGGAGUUACAGGUGAAUCUAUACCAUCUUAUUCUGGAAGUGAUAUGCCAAGAAAUGACAGUAGCAUGUGGUCAGAAGUAACUGAGGAAGGAACAGAGCUGUCACAACGGCUCAUGAGGAGUGGUUUUGCUGGAAUUGAAAUAGAUCCUGAAAAUGAAGAAUUCAUGCUGAAUAUUAGCUCUCGACUACAAGCAGCAGUUGAAAAACUCCUAGAAGCCAUAAGUGAAACUAGUAGUCAGCUCGAACACGCAAAAGUUACACAGACAGAGUUGAUGCGUGAGUCAUUUAGACAGAAACAAGAAGCGACCGAGUCCUUUAAGUGCCAAGAGGAGCUGCGAGAGCGCCUUGUGGAGGAGUCCAGGGCCAGAGAACAGCUGGCUGUGGAGCUCAGUAAGGCUGAGGGUGUCAUUGAUGGCUAUGCAGAUGAAAAAACUUUUUUUGAAAGGCAGAUUCAGGAAAAAGCUGAUAUAAUAGAUCGCCUUGAGCAGGAGUUGUUAUGUGCAAGUAAUAGAUUACAAGAAUUGGAGGCAGAGCAACAGCAGAUCCAAGAAGAGAGAGAAUUACUGUCCAGGCAGCAGGAGGCUAUGAAAGCAGAGGCGGGCCCCGUGGAACAGCGACUAGUAGAUGCUGCAGUCGAUGCAGCACCUGGAUCAGAAUUACUACAGGAGACAGAAAAACUAAUGAAGGAAAAACUAGAAGUACAGUGUCAAGCUGAAAAAGUACGUGAUGACCUUCAAAAACAAGUGAAAGCUUUAGAAAUAGAUGUUGAGGAACAAGUCAGUAGGUUUAUAGAGCUGGAACAAGAAAAAAAUGCUGAACUAAUGGAUUUAAGACAGCAAAACCAAGCACUGGAAAAGCAGUUAGAAAAAAUGAGAAAAUUUUUAGAUGAGCAAGCCAUUGACAGAGAACAUGAGAGAGAUGUAUUCCAACAGGAAAUACAGAAACUGGAACAGCAGCUUAAGGUUGUACCUCGAUUCCAGCCUGUCAACGAACAUCAAACAAGAGAGGUUGAACAGUUAACAAAUCACCUGAAAGAAAAGACAGACAAGUGCAGUGAGCUUUUGCUCUCUAAAGAGCAGCUUCAGCGGGAUAUACAAGAACGGAAUGAAGAAAUUGAGAAACUGGAAUGCAGAGUAAGAGAACUGGAGCAAGCCUUACUCAUCAGUACGGACACUUUUCAGAAGGUAGAGGACCGAAAACAAUUUGGAGCUGUGGAAGCUAAAGCAGAAUUGUCCUUAGAAGUACAGUUGCAGGCUGAAAGAGACGCCAUAGACAGAAAGGAAAAAGAGAUCACAAACUUAGAAGAACAAUUAGAGCAGUUUAGAGAAGAACUGGAAAAUAAGAAUGAAGAAGUUCAGCAACUACAUAUGCAAUUAGAAAUACAGAAAAAGGAAUCAACUACCCGCCUACAAGAACUUGAACAAGAAAACAAAUUAUUUAAGGAUGAAAUGGAGAAACUGGGAUUUGCCAUAAAGGAAUCUGAUGCUAUCUCUACUCAGGACCAACAUGUGUUGUUCAGCAAAUUUGCUCAAAUAAUGCAGGAAAAAGAGGUAGAAAUUCACCAGUUGAAUGAACAAAUUACAAAACUUCAGCAUCAACUUAAAAUGACAACAGAUAACAAGGUUAUUGAAGAAAAAAAUGAGCUGAUAAGGGAUCUCGAAACCCAAAUAGAAUGUUUGAUGAGUGAUCAAGAACGUGUGAAGAAAAACAGAGAGGAAGAAAUUGAGCAACUUAAUGAAGUGAUUGAAAAACUUCAACAGGAAUUGGCAAAUAUUGAACAAAAGACAUCAGUGCAUGCUAAUUCUGUCCCAGAAGAAGCAGAUAGUUUAAAACAUCAGCUGGAUAUGGUAAUAGCUGAAAAACUGGCUUUGGAACAGCAAGUAGAAACCACUAAUGAAGAAAUGGCCUUUACUAAAAAUGUACUUAAAGAAACCAAUUUAAAAAUGAACCAGUUAACACAAGAACUAUGCAGCUUAAAGAGAGAAUGGGAAAAUAGGGAAAAAAUCCAAAGUAUACCAUUGAAAAGUGAUAAUGUGGCUGUAGAUGAUCUGAGCAGAAAGAAACCUGAACUAGAAGAAGUCCUUACUGGGGGUGCUCUUCAGCCCCUGGAAAAUCAGUCUUCCCUCAGAUCUGUGGAAGAGAACAGCAGAGUUUCCAUAAACAGUUUGGAAACAAAGGUGCUACAGCUUGAGAGUACUGUGAGUGCAAAGAACUUAGAACUUACCCAGUGUUAUAAACAAAUAAAGGACAUGCGAGAACAAGUCCAGGCUGAAACAGAAAUGCUUAAAAAGAAGAUUGUAGACCUUCAGACUGUACUCGAGGAAAAUGUUGCUGCUGCUGUUGUGAGUCAGGUCCAACUUGACGCAGUUAAGGAAUAUGUGAAACUCUGUCAAAGUGAACAGGAGAGUUCAUCAGAGCCCAAAAGAGCAAAUAUACAGAAUUUAAGUCAACCGACAGAAAAUGAGAUGAAGUCAGAUGUAUCAGCAUUAACCUUGAGAAUAUCAGAAUUAGAAAGCCAGGUGGUUGAAAUGCAGACCAGUUUGAUUUUAGAAAAAGAACAGGUAGAAAUCGCAGAGAAAAAUGCUGUGGAAAAAGAGAAAAAGCUACGAGAACUACAGAAGCUAUUGGAGGACAGUGAGAAAGAACAGGGAGGCAAAGGAAGGGAAAGAAGCCCUCGUGGAGAUUUUGAAGUUCCCAAGGCAACUACUGAGCUAAUUCAUACUAGUGAAGAAAGUGGAUUUUUUGUUCAACUUGAGGCUCUCAGAGCUGAGUCAGCAGCUACCAAAGAAGAACUUGCCAGUUAUAAAGAAAAGGCAGAAAAACUUCAAGAAGAACUUUUGGUGAAAGAAACAAAUAUGGCAUUUCUCCAGAAAGAUUUAAGUGAAGUUAGGAAUCAACUCACAGAGGCAAAAGAGAAAUUAUCCUACUUCUUAGAAGAAGAAAAGAUUGAGGUACAAGAAAACAGAAAGCUAUUCAUAUUAGAGCCGUUUCCUAUUAAAGAGGGUAAAAGUGCCGCAUCCCAGACAGACAGGACUCUCAAGGUCAAUAGCAGCAAUCAGACUCCACAAAUCCAUGUCAGAAAUGCAGGAAUCCAAAUUGAUUUACAGAGCGAAUGUCCAUCAGAAGAAGUUACUGAAAUAAUCAAUCAGUUUACUGAAAAAAUUGAGCAAAUGCAAGAGCUGCAUGCUGCUGAAAUUUUGGAUAUGGAAUCCAGACAUAUUUCAGAAACUGAAACCUUGAAGAGGGAGCACUAUGUUGCUGUCCAGUUACUGUCAGAGGAAUGUCGUACCUUGAAGGCAGUGAUACAGUGCCUGAAGUCUAAAGAGGGAGCCUCAAUUCCUGAAUUAACACAUUCUGAGGCUUACCAAACUAGAGAAAUAUGUUCUAGUGAUUCUGGAUCAGACUGGGGUCAGGGAAUUUACCUUACACAAAGUCAGGGAUUUGACUCAGCAUCAGAAGGCCGAGGAGAAGAAGGUGAAAGUUCAACAGAUUCAUUCCCAAAGAAAAUAAAGGGAUUACUGAGAGCUGUCCAUAAUGAAGGCAUGCAGGUGCUCUCUCUCACCGAGUCUCCCUAUAGUGAUGGAGAGGACCAUUCUGUUGAGCAAGUUUCAGAAUCUUGGCAAGAAGAGAGAAAAGCUUAUCUCAGUACAAUCUCAUCUCUUAAGGAUUUAAUUACCAAGAUGCAGGUGCAAAGAGAAGCUGAGGUUUAUGACAGUUCUCAGUCUCAUGAGAACUUCUCAGACUGGCGAGGUGAACUUCUGCUUGCCCUUCAGCAAGUUUUCUUAAAGGAGCGCAGUGUUUUACUGGCUGCAUUUCAGACUGAACUGACAGCUCUAGGCACUAGAGAUGCAGCUGGAUUAUUAAACUGUUUGGAACAAAGAAUACAAGAACAGAGUAUUGAAUAUCGAGCAGCUAUGGAAUGCCUUCAGAAAGCAGAUAGACGGAGCUUGUUAUCUGAAAUUCAAGCACUGCGUGCUCAGAUGAGUGGCAGAAAAAUGACUCUGAAAAGAGAACAAGAGAGCGAUCAAGCAAGCCAAGAACUCCUGGAAUAUAACAUUCAGCAGAAGCAGUCUCAGAUGCUGGAGAUGCAAGUGGAGCUCAGCAGUGUGAAAGACAGAGCAGCGGAACUGCAAGAACAACUGAGUUCUGAGAAAAUGGUGGCUGCCGAACUGAAGAGUGAGCUUGCACAGACUAAGCUGGAACUCGAAACAACACUUAAGGCACAGCAUAAGCACCUGAAGGAACUAGAGGCAUUUAGGUUGGAAGUUAAAGAUAAAACAGAUGAAGUACAUUUGCUUAACGACACAUUAGCAAGUGAACAGAAAAAAUCCAGAGAGCUCCAGUGGGCUUUGGAAAAAGAAAAGGCCAAACUGGGACGCGAUGAAGAACGAGAUAAAGAAGAACUUGAGGAUCUGAAAUUUUCACUGGAAGGUCAGAAACAAAGGAAUAUUCAGCUAAAUCAACUUUUGCAACAACAGAAGCAACUACUAAAUGAAUCACAGCGGGAAAUAGAAUCACAAAGAGUGCUAUAUGAUGCCCAGCUAGCAGAAGAACGAGGUCGAAACUUAGAGCUUCAAGUGCUGCUUGAAUCUGAGAAAGGUCGGAUUCGGGAAAUGAGUAGCACCCUGGACAGGGAGCGGGAAGUGCACGCGCAGCUGCAGCGGAGCAACGACGACGCCGGGCAGCCUCGGCCCUCCUUGCCCUCUGAGGACCUCCUCAAAGAGCUGCAGAAACAGCUGGAGGAGAAACACAGCCGCAUAGUAGAAUUAUUAAAUGAGACUGAGAAAUAUAAACUGGAUUCUUUGCAGACAAGACAGCAAAUGGAAAAGGACCGGCAGGUUCACAGGAAGACAUUGCAGACAGAACAAGAGGCCAACACUGAGGGACAGAAGAAAAUGCGGGAGCUCCAGUCCAAAGUGGAAGAUCUUCAGCGCCAGCUGGAAGAGAAGAGGCAACAAGUUUAUAAAUUGGACCUUGAAGGAAAGCGACUGCAAGGAAUUAUGCAGGAAUUCCAGAAGCAAGAACUAGAACGAGAAGAAAAACGAGAAAGUAGAAUUCUGUAUCAGAAUCUUAAUGAGCCAACCACAUGGAGCUUAACCAGUGAUCGAACUAGAAAUUGGGUUCUUCAACAGAAAAUAGAAGGAGAGACAAAGGAAUCAAGCUAUCCUAAACUGAUUGAAAUGAAUGGAGGAGGAACUGGCUAUAAUCACGAAUUAGAAAUGAUCAAACAAAAGCUUCAACAUAUGGCUUCAAAACUACGGCGCCUCGCCCAGAAAGCCUCCAACAGACUACAGUUUGAAACAGCAGAUGAUGAAGAUUUCAUUUGGGUUCAUGAAAAUAUUGAUGAAAUUAUUUUACAACUACAAAAAUUAACUGGCCAGCCAGGCAAAGAGCCUACUUUAGUGUCCCCAAGUACCUCUUGUGGCUCAAUGACUGAAAGACUACUGAGACAAAAUGCUGACCUAACAGGACAUAUCAGCCAACUGACUGAAGAAAAGAAUGAUUUGAGAAACCUGAUUAUGAAGCUAGAAGAGCAGAUCAGGUGGUACCGACAGACAGGAGUUGGCAGAGAUUACUCUUCCAGGUUUUCAUUCAGUGGUGGCGCCAACAUUGAAGCCAUCAUUGCUUCUGAAAAGGAAGUCUGGAACAGAGAAAAGUUGACUCUUCAAAAAUCCUUGAAGAGGGCAGAAGCUGAAGUGUACAAACUGAAAGCUGAACUAAGAAAUGAAGUUUCACUUCAGACUCUGAGCCCGGACCCUGAGCACGCCACUGUAAAGAGAAUUUAUGGUAAAUACCUGAGGGCAGAGAGUUUUCGGAAAGCUCUCAUUUACCAGAAGAAGUACCUGCUGCUGUUGCUGGGUGGCUUCCAGGAAUGCGAAGAGGCCACCCUGGCUCUGCUCGCCCGCAUGGGGGGGCAGCCGGCCUUCACGGACCUGGAGGUGAUCACCAACCGCCCAAAGGGCUUCACCAGGUUUCGGUCAGCUGUCAGAGUGUCCAUGGCGAUCUCUAGAAUGAAAUUUUUGGUUCGACGGUGGCAUCGCGUCACAAGUUCUGGUUCCAUCAACAUUAACAGAGAUGGCUUUGGACUGAGUCCAGGUGCUGAAAAGACUGACCUGUUUUACCAUUCUGCUGCUGGCCUGGAGCUGUAUGGAGAACCCAGGCACACCACCUACCGCUCGAGAUCCGAUCUGGACUACCCUCGGUCUCCUUUACCGUUUCAGAACAGGUACCCAGGCCCUCCAGCUGACUUAAAUCCUGCUUCCUUAGCAUGUUCUCAGCUUCAGAACUAUGACCCUGACAGGGCCCUGACGGAUUACAUCACCCGGCUGGAGGCGCUGCAGAGACGGCUUGGCACCGUGCAGUCAGGUUCAACUCAUUUUCAUGCUGGCAUGAGAAGAUAAUCCUUUGAAAUCGAAGUGAUUUUAAACAAAUUCCCUUUUGUAAACCAAUGGUUCUUUUGUGCUUUUGUAUCGUGGACAUUCAAUGGGACCAACAUGAACACAGCUUACGAUUGUACACAGAUCCCUUGCCAGCACAUGAAAACAAACUGGAGUUUGUACAUAGAAGCAUUGUGUAUGUAUUCAUGCACAACAGCCCUUAAGUUACAUGUGUAUUUGUGGAAUGCUAAUUUAAAUGGUUAAAUUAUAAACCUGAUGUAUUUAUCAAAUGGGUGAAAAGAUUAAACUUUUGCGCAUUAUGACACUGCUGAAUGUGUGGCUUGAGGUGUCCUGCACUUUUCUUACAAGGCUACUGAAGUUACCUGUUUCUGCCUAAUAUAUUUGCUACUGGUGAUGAUGACAGAUAUCACUUGUAGAGACCUAUUUUUGUAUAAUGGUAGAAGUUUUGACUUUUAUGGGGUAUUUUGUCAAGUACUGAAAUAAAAAUGACUUCACCAUUUUAACCACA